UCCUGCGCACGCGCUCUCCCAGCAUUCAGUGGGCGCGCGGGCGGCGGGCGCCUCAGUCCCGAAGGCUGCGGCCGCUGAGUGGACAGUGUUGGCCGACCGCUGAGCCGACGCGGACCAGGUGGAGGGAGGGACCGCAGGUGCGCACCCGCUCGUCAUGAAACCCCCCGCAGCCUGCGCAGGAGAUGCCCUGGACGUGGUGGCGCCGUGCUCGGCGGUAAACUAUCUCCGGUGGGACCUGAGCGCCCAGCAAAUCAGGGAGCUCACCGCCGAGCUCAUCGAGCAGACCAAGCGCGUGUAUGACCGCGUGGGCUCCCAGGAGCUCCAGGAUGUGUCCUACGAGAACACUCUCAAGGCGCUGGCCGAUGUGGAGGUGUCCUAUACAGUUCAGAGGAACAUCCUGGACUUUCCCCAGCAUGUGUCCCCAUCCAAGGACAUCCGGGCGGCCAGCACGGAGGCGGACAAGAAGCUGUCGGAGUUCGACGUGGAGAUGAGCAUGAGGCAGGAUGUGUACCAGAGGAUCGUGUGGCUGCAGGAGAAAGUCCAGAAGGACUCGCUGAAGCCCGAGGCGUUGCGGUACCUGGACCGGCUCGUCAAGCUGGGCAGGAGGAACGGCCUCCACCUGCCAGUGGACACACAGGAGAAAAUCAAGAGCAUCAAGAAGAAGCUGAGCCUCCUGUGCAUCGACUUCAAUAAGAACCUGAACGAGGACACGACCGUCCUGCCGUUCUCGCGCGAGGAGCUGGGAGGGCUCCCUGAAGACUUUCUGAACUCACUGGAGAAGACAGAGGAUGAGAAGUUGAAGGUAACCCUCAAGUACCCGCACUAUUUCCCCCUCCUGAAGAAGUGCCACGUGCCCGAGACAAGGAGGAAGGUGGAGGAGGCCUUCAACUGUCGGUGCAAGGAGGAGAACUGUGCGAUCCUCAGGGAGCUGGUGGCACUGCGUGCCCAGAAGUCCAGCCUGCUGGGGUUCAGCACGCACGCCGACUACGUGCUGGAGAUGAACAUGGCUAAAAGCAGCCAAGCGGUGGCCGCUUUCUUAGACGAGCUGGCCCAGAAGCUGAAGCCCCUCGGGGAGCAGGAGCGGGCCGUGAUCCUGGAGCUGAAGAAGGCCGAGUGCUCCAAGCGGGGCCUGGACUUCGAUGGGCGGAUCAACGCCUGGGACAUGCGCUACUACAUGAACCAGGUGGAGGAGACGCGCUACAGUGUGGACCAGAACCUGCUCAAGGAGUACUUCCCCGUGCAGGUGGUCACCCGCGGGCUGCUGGGCAUCUACCAGGAGCUGCUGGGGCUGACCUUCCAGCUGGAGGACGGCGCCGCCGUCUGGCACGAGGACGUGACACUCUACACAGUCAGGGACUCGGCCUCGGGCCAGGUCAUCGGGAAGUUCUACCUGGACCUCUACCCUCGGGAAGGGAAGUAUGGGCACGCGGCGUGCUUCGGCCUGCAGCCGGGCUGCCUGCGGCAGGAUGGGACCCGGCAGAUCGCCAUCGCGGCCAUGGUGGCCAACUUCACCAAGCCCACCACCGACGCACCCUCCCUGCUGCAGCAUGACGAGGUGGAGACCUACUUCCACGAGUUUGGGCAUGUGAUGCACCAGCUCUGCUCCCAGGCAGAGUUCGCCAUGUUCAGCGGGACGCAUGUGGAGCGGGACUUUGUGGAGGCGCCUUCGCAGAUGCUGGAGAACUGGGUGUGGGAGGCGGAGCCGCUGCUCCGGAUGUCCCAGCACUACCGCACGGGCACUGCGCUCCCCCAGGAGCUGUUGGACAAGCUCAUCAAGUCCCGGCAGGCCAACACCGGCCUCUUCAACCUGCGUCAGAUCGUCCUGGCCAAAGUGGACCAGGCCCUGCACACGCAGACGGCCGCAGACCCCGCCGAGGAGUACGCCCGCCUCUGCCAGGACAUCCUUGGGGUUCCAGCCACGCCAGGGACCAACAUGCCUGCGACCUUCGGCCACCUGGCGGGUGGCUACGACGCUCAGUACUACGGCUACCUGUGGAGCGAGGUGUACUCCGCCGACAUGUUCCACACACGCUUCAAACAGGAGGGCAUCCUGAGCGGCAAGGUCGGCAUGGACUACAGAAGCUGCAUUCUGAGACCCGGUGGCUCCGAGGAUGCCAGUGUCAUGUUGAAGCUCUUCCUAGGUCGCGACCCCAAGCAGGACGCCUUCCUACUGAGCAAAGGGCUGCAGGUUGAGGGCUGUGAGCCACCGGCCUGCUGACGGCACAGGUUCUGCCCAUCCCUGUGGGCUGGACCCGGCUCCCUGGCCCUGGUGCCUUAGCGCCCAGCCGGAAGCAGGGUGGGAAGUGGGGGCUUCCAGCCUGGUGAUAGGUCGGGGGAGGGCUACAUGUCCCGCUACUCUCCAAGGUACCCCCAGCAGCUACCCUGGGCUGAAAGGUCUCCGCCUGAGGUGUCUGGGGAGCCUUGUGUCCAUUCAGGGCUCCUGUUUGUUGCACUAACGCGGCCCCUUCCCAGGGAGUUUUCCUAGUUAAGAAACAGUUCUUGAAAUGCAGCCAUUAAAAAAAGACUUCUGGUCUGGUCUCUGACUCCCUUCUACCACAGGGGAGUGGCAUGUUGGAGUGGUCUGGAUGGUGACACGUUUGGGUCACCGGGAGACGGCUGAGCUGUGGAGGGAGUUCUUCCAGGCGGUGGAGACAGUGGUGCCAGCCCGCUAGGAUUGCUCCCCAAGGUGCCUGUCUCCUGCCAGCCUCUCACCUGUCACUGUUCUGGAACCACCCCGCCUCGUCCUUGCAGUGCUGGCUGGUGCGGAUGCCCUCAGGCCGCACUCCUCUCUUGAGCCUGGCAUCCAUCUUUGGGAUUGUGACAGACGGGGUGUGGCCUUGAUGAGUGGGUGCAGCUGAGGGAAGCCGGGCUGUGGCUUUCCUGCCCCUGGACCUGCUCGCACGGCUGCGCCUGCCCUCCGCUCGCAGCUGGCUGGCUCCCUCUGGCUGUUGGCAGCCCGGUGAAGCCUGGACCACGGCAAGGGGCUGCCUUCUGGGUCCUGGUGAUUCUGGAGGACGGCCUUGGUGGCAUUGCCUGGCCCUGGUGGGAGUUAGGAAAGGGCUCUUCACUCAGGCAGGGGGGUGGGUGCCCGCUUCGCCUGGUCUGGGCCGUCUGUCCUGUGCUUCCUUCCCUGGACUUCCAUCCUCUCCAGUCCUUCUCCCUGAGGCCCUGGCGGGCAGGCCGUGGGGCCCCCCGAUUUCCCCUCUGCUGCUCCCUCACCCACCCCGUGCUGGCGGCUGUGGCCUGGGCUGUGGGGUCGGUCCCUCGCAGACCCGGCUCAGCUUCCUGCCCCAGUGUCUGCACCUUCUAAACAGGUGUUCCCAGCGGGGCUGUGGCCCAGAGCUGGGGGUUGGGCGGCCCAUUGCCAGAAGAGCGUGCUGAAAGGCUGUGUUGAUGCUGGAGUCACCCAGGGCUUGAACCACAACCAGCCUUCUGUCUGGCCACUUCCUGAGGUGGAUGGGUGCUGGGGUCUGGGAGCCCUUGUCUUCUCCUGUACCGAGCCCCCAGAUGGGUGCCAUCUGGUCCCCGUGCAGAAUCCAGAUGUGGUAUUGGCACCCCCAGCUGUGCUCCAGGCAGUCAGGGGGCUGCAGGCCUCAGGGUUGUGGGUCACAUGGUUCCUGCGUGGGCAGUUCAGGUCUGCGAGGGUGAGUCCCGGCCCCAGUCUUCAGCCUUCUUUCCCCAGACUCCGGGCCCAGGGUCUAGUCAAUGCCGGCUGGAGGUUUUUGCUUGCUCUCCACAGCUUCUGCCCUGGCAUGAGCCCCAGAUUCAUGCUGAGCUCAGCUGUCUGGGGCCCAGACUUCCUGGCAGCUGGUUCCUGUGUGUCUUUGGUCAUUGAUGGACUUGAAGUAGGGGCCCAGCCUCUGGGGUGGGGACCCUGUGCCUCAUGGAGACUAUUGCUCUCAGAGCACCAAGGAGGUGGCGGGGACAGCGGGCGCUGGGGUCCUGCUGGUGUACGUGGUCGCCAGGGUAACCAGAGCAGCCUCGUGCCGUGGGCUUGCAGUCUCACCAGAAAAACGAAAUAUGUCCAAGGAGACCCCAGGGGUCAGGAAGUCCCUGGCUUUUCUCUGUUGACUGUGAGCGACAGGCGGGCUCGGUUAGGCUUGGAUGGACUCUACGAAGGUUCUUUACGUGGCCAAAGCGUCGGCCACAAGCAUUUCCUUUUUAUUAAAAAAAAUUACUUCCCAAA
This is a messenger RNA of Camelus dromedarius (Arabian camel), 4186 nucleotides long. RefSeq names its product thimet oligopeptidase 1 (gene THOP1). Gene Ontology annotation, molecular function: metalloendopeptidase activity. Gene Ontology annotation, biological process: peptide metabolic process; proteolysis. NCBI's taxonomy places the organism in Eukaryota, Metazoa, Chordata, Mammalia, Artiodactyla, Camelidae. Gene Ontology annotation, cellular component: mitochondrial intermembrane space. The transcript has 13 exons. The coding region runs from base 155 to 2218 and encodes 687 amino acids. The record is from RefSeq and is a predicted model, not a curated record.